Molecule: messenger RNA, 1413 nt
Organism: Aspergillus pseudotamarii
Lineage: Eukaryota; Fungi; Ascomycota; Eurotiomycetes; Eurotiales; Aspergillaceae
Product: kinase-like domain-containing protein
Exons: 5
Coding region: 1-1413 (470 amino acids)
Biological process (GO): protein phosphorylation
Molecular function (GO): ATP binding; protein kinase activity
Source: RefSeq, a predicted model, not a curated record
AUGUCGUUCUUGUCAACACCUAUUCACCUUGUUGGUACUGUUUCAGUGUGGGAUGCACAGCUUAAAAGGGCUAUCAAUUCUUUCCCCAUAUAUAGCAACGCGGAGGUAUACGUGUUUGAAGACCAGUACAGCGUUACGCCGCAAAAGUUGGGAUCUGGAGCUUACGGACAAGUACAUAUGGCAUUUAAGAGGGACACUGGCCAGCAACUCGCCUGUAAGAUUGUCGACCUCCGAGCUCUGAAGAACAAAGUUGUUAGGGAAGCCGAAGAUCAGCACUCUAGGCACUUUAAAGAGAACGCGUUUCCCCCCAGCAGAAACAGGUCUCUCGUUACUCGUGCUUUCAAGAAAUCGCUUCAAAGAAAGAUCCAGGAGAGGCUUGACGUAUACAGCCGCGAGGCUAGAAUACUUGAGAGCCUCUGUCAUCCCAACAUCAUUAGUAUUGAGAAAGUCAUCGAGUCAAGUAAUACAAUUUACCUCUUCCAAGAACUCGUGACUGCUGGUGACCUAUUCUCCUACAUACAGUAUAAGGGCGGAAAGCUAGACGAUAUUGAAGCGGCAGUCAUCGUGCGACAGGUCUUGAUGGCCUUGGACUAUCUACAUCAACGGGAAAUUGUCCAUCGUGAUCUAAAGCCAGAUAAUAUUCUUAUGACAUCUCUAGCUGAUGGAUGCAGAGUCGUACUCACCGAUUUCGGAUGUGCCAGAUUUGUGCGGCCAACUGUUGAGCGGAUGUCUACGUUGAUCGGCACAUUCGACUACAGCGCCCCUGAAAUGCUCAAGUCCAAGCAUGGCUACACAAAAGCCGUAGAUUUGUGGUCAUUGGGCUGUGUCGCAGCUGUUCUCCUGACCGGAGAUAUCCCAUUUAAGCACUCAUUGACUACUGAUCCGACAAAUCUCUCGAGGGAACGUGACCUUGAGAAGCUCGAAGCCGAGAUGGACUGGAACAAGAUCAGACAGCGCGCGAGGGACUUUGUUCGCAAGCUUCUCGUUUUUGAUGAAGCGAAGCGCAUAGACGUUAAACAAGCGUUAAAUCAUAAUUGGUUCACCAACCCAUCCCAUCGGGUGGAGUUCGAUGCUCUAUACCGACGAGCGAUCAGGGGCUGGCAGCCUCGUACGCAUAAGGGUUCUCUGAUCACCAAUCUGGGCAGUUUAAUGAAAAUGGACAGCAAACCUAUGCAGACUCUGUGCUCUGACGAGUAUUCAAGGGUCAAUUCGGGGCAGUCAUAUGCUGCUGAAGAGAUACCAUUUCAGGCAAGAGAUUCGCCAACACCUCUAGUCUCACAGGAGUAUGAGUUACGUCGUGGACAUUCCGCAUCCAUGUCUACGACUCUCUCAGACCCUGAACUCCCACCGCACUGUUGGGUAGGGCACGCAGACACGAGGCCAUCAGGACAUGCACAUAAAAAUCAAGACUGA